AGCAGGCAGAUCGCACGCGGCCGGUCACUCUCCACUCCUGCUACCUGACGUGGGGAACUCGGGUCAAAUUUGGCACGUUGGGGAGAAACAGUCACUGACCCCCCAGCUGUGCUAAUGAUUUGCAUAAGCUUCUAGUUCCUUAGAUAUUUUUUUUUUUUUUUUUUUUUUUUACUAAUAUUACUUACCGGAGAAUCUUUUUUUGAUAAGGAGAUAUUUCAGUAUGGUAUUAUUAGCUUAAUUGGAUAGAACGAAGUGACGAAUGUGAUAUGUGUGCAAAGACCCGUAAAACGAAUGAAGACCAACUAAGACUGAUACCAGAAACUGGGCAUUCGACGAUACCGCCCAUCAACCCUAGUCCUUUGCAUGGUAUUUAUAAAGUCACGUGAUCAACUACCACAUGGAAACGGAUUUGGUAUCCACAAGUACCAACAUAUAACACGAAAAACAAUCGGCGAGGAAGCAGUGCCGAGUUGAGUGCCUCAUCGGAGAUCAGCUGACUGACGCAACAUGACCGAGACUGGCACUCUGCGGUGUCUCUUCAUCUUGGCACUUGUCAUUGCCGCAUCGCGCGCUCAGAGACAAUGCGGUGUCAGUCGCUUCAACAAACACAGGCAACCACGGCCUUUGAACCAAGACGCCACAGCCUACGGAGACAGCGGAGGAGACUACAACUACAACUACAACAACAACAACAACAACGACGACGGCAUCUUCACGCAGCAGCGACUAAGGACGAAUAACAGAAUGAUGGUUUUCGAAGACAUGUCGACUGGCCGCAUUGUAGGGGGCAAGGAGAGUACCCCUGGAGCAUGGCCAUGGCAGGUGUCCCUCCAACUGAUUCAUCCUCGCUGGGGUCGAAUCGGGCACUGGUGCGGCGGAGUCCUGGUGGACGAGCGCUGGGUGGUCACCGCCGCCCACUGUAUCAACAACAAGGCCUUCAGCUUCACCCAGACUGCUGCCGUGUGGCAGGUUGUCCUUGGGGAAUACGAUCGCUCCGAACUCAGCGGUCACGAGGCCGUGCUCGGGGUCGUCACCGUGGUUACUCACGACGACUUCAAUGACUACCAGAACGACAUUGCCAUGCUGAAGCUGAAGGAGGACGCGGUGUUCAACGACCACGUGCAGCCGAUCUGCCUCCCGGACACCGACGCAGGGCUGGACAACGAGACUUUCCUGGGCAUCAAGUGCGUGGCCACGGGCUGGGGCAUGCGAAUCCACGGGGCGCGCCUUGAGAACCGCCUGAAGGAGGUGUGGGUACCCGUGGUCAACAACAGCCACUGCGUCAAGAUCUACGGCAUGAUGCACAGCAUCCCCGUCAAGGACUACCACGUCUGCGCUGGCUUCACCCACGGCGGCGGCGGCCAGGGAACGUGCAUCGGCGACUCCGGGGGGCCUCUGCAGUGCAACAUGCUCGACGGCCGCUGGUACCUGGCCGGUGUCACCUCCUUCGGGUCCGGGUGCGCCAAGCCGGGCUUUCCCGACGUGUACACGAGGAUCACGUAUUACCUGCCGUGGAUCAAGCAGCAGAUGAGGAUCUACAGAUGAUCCCGGGAGGAGAGGAUGCGGAGGAGGAGGACGGCGUCGGGCAGCGGGAUUUGGAAGGCUCUGCGGCAGGCGAUCGAAGGUUCCCUCUUGCAGUAGCGGAGGGACUGGUGCGUCCAGGUCGUCUGCCAGGUCGUUAACCAGACCGUCUGCCAGGUCGUUAAACAGACCGUCUGCCGAAUCGUUAACCAGGUCGUCUGCCAAGUCGUUAACCAGGUCAUCUGCCAUGUCGUUAACCAGGUCGUCUGCCAGGUCGAUUACCAGGUCGAUUGAUGCCUGGUUGGAGCGGGACAUCAAGUACACCCGAGUGAUAAACGUUUGUAAUCAGAAGGGUGUAAUCAGAUCCCCCGAACCGUGAUACACAAUCACGUCCAAACCACAGCGAUCAGCAGUUAAUCAGAGAGAGAGAAAAAAAAAACACCAGCGGACUUUCCCUCUGUUGAUCUCAAUUGCGGAAUCCAUGGCUGUUACACUGCACGAUAUUGUGAUUUUCUCCCUUACCUGUUGACGUUUUCCCCCCAAACAGACAAGGGUGUGAUGAGGGGAGGGCCAAUUUCGCCGCGCUCGAGGUGGGGGAAAAUUAAUUCAUGAAAGUAUGAUCAACAGAAAUGAAAAAAAAAGAUAAAUGAAGUGGAGUGAAAGAAAGGUCGCUGAAAUGCCAAUGUGAAUAAAAAUAGACGGAACAGUUUACGUGAAAGUUACAGUUAACGGCAUAUAAAAGACAGCUUUGUGAACCGUAUACAUUGGUUUAUAUAUAAAAAAAGAUGGAUAUAACCAGAACCAUUAUCCAUAACACCAUAACUAGUCAAACGGAGACAGGGAGUAGAGAGAACUUUAAGCACCAUUAGUGAAUGAACUAAAAACGUGAUAAAUUCAUGUCAUUUAGAAAAGACAAAAUCUCUACACAGUCUUGUUUCUUUAUUAAUCUUCAUAGAUAUAAAAUACCGUAGAUAUUUUAUUGUUUUCUUUUUCUGUAAUGAUGGUUUGAAUCAUUGUAUGUUGUAUGAUAGUUUAUCGGUCGCUUGUGUCCGAACUUAACGUUAAUUUUCAGAAAAGGCAAUCUGCUUCUUGAACGAAUAUAGUGCAAAUUUUGUUGUUCAUCUGAACCUCAUUUGAACAUAAAUGUAUCAUCGCGAACAUCUUUUUUAUUGUGUUCAUUGCAUCACAGUCAUUAACCUCGCAAAAUUUGCUCAUCAUCAUUGUAUCCUCCGUUUUUUAUUUGUGAUUUUGACAAAGAAUAGAAAAAAGAGAAUGAAAAUAAAAAUAGAUAUGAAAACUAUUGAUUGAAAUAGAUUUGGAAAUUU
Penaeus indicus is the source of this 2846-nucleotide messenger RNA. Its product is annotated as chymotrypsinogen 2-like. NCBI's taxonomy places the organism in Eukaryota, Metazoa, Arthropoda, Malacostraca, Decapoda, Penaeidae. Gene Ontology annotation, biological process: proteolysis. Gene Ontology annotation, molecular function: serine-type endopeptidase activity. The transcript is spliced from 6 exons. The record is from RefSeq and is a predicted model, not a curated record. The coding region runs from base 508 to 1545 and encodes 345 amino acids.